GGUUGGGUAGGAGGGGCUUGGUCUAAAUUUCAGCAUCUGUGUUGCAUUGUUGAUAUAAAGUUUAUGGGGCACAACUUUUGCAAUAUCAAACUAACUACUGCUCAGCCUUUGGAAGCUAGUGUUUGGGUCCAACUCGCGAGCAGCCUUCCGCCGGCAGAUCACAUUCGUUGAAACACUACAUACGACUGGAACUCUGCUCCAAUCUUUCGUCGAAGAAACGGCAGAUAUAGAAAGAAUGGACUCGCCACAGCAUGACACUGAGAUUGCGAUGGCAUCUCAACAAGAAAAGGAAGCAGACCCUAAGAUGCCGUUUGAUUACAGUCAAGACAGCUUCUGGGAGAGCACGGCUUUCUACCAGCAAAGUCUAGCUACGACUCCAAUUGAUAGUGGUUUCUUUGAACAAGCUACACUUGGGUUGUCGAUCAACACAUCAAGUCCUCAUUACGCUCGAGGCCUGACCAACGAGCCAAGUGGCAUAUCAUACUCGGACUGGGGAGGUAGCAUUUCAGGGGAUAUGCUUUCCGGAGGAGAAUUCUCGCCAGGACCAAGAUCUACCAAGGCGAACACAUUCCCCGAGCCGAACACACGAAAUACAACAGGCCCAAGACGCCCAUCAGCAGAAGCCAUCGCCCGGAGACGGAAGCAAAAUCGAGUAUCACAAGCUGCUUGGAGGGCGAGAAACAAGGAACUGGUUGAGGAGCUUCGUCAAGAAAUCGCCGAGUAUUCAGAAUACAACAAAACUAUGAAAGAGACAAUGCGAUCACUGCUCAAGACGACAGAAUCACUGAAGGGUGUAAUUGAGCAUGCCCUCGCUCUCCCAGAGCCGAAAACUUCCCAAGACGAUGGAAAACAGAGUACUAGCGAAGGACAAUUGCUCUCCCCACCCGAAUCUUCUGCAGAGGGGACAACGUUCGACCUCGAUGCGCCUCAUGAUCCUUGAAUGAGGACUUGAUGAGAUUGAUUGGGAGUUCGGUGUUCUGGAGCCUUCUUUGUGUGUGCUUUCCAGGGGAGGAUGGGUGGUUUGGCGUUCUAG
Molecule: messenger RNA, 1033 nt
Organism: Mollisia scopiformis
Lineage: Eukaryota; Fungi; Ascomycota; Leotiomycetes; Helotiales; Mollisiaceae
Exons: 2
Coding region: 236-940 (234 amino acids)
Biological process (GO): regulation of DNA-templated transcription
Molecular function (GO): DNA-binding transcription factor activity
Source: RefSeq, a predicted model, not a curated record